Molecule: messenger RNA, 1483 nt
Organism: Zingiber officinale
Lineage: Eukaryota; Viridiplantae; Streptophyta; Magnoliopsida; Zingiberales; Zingiberaceae
Exons: 2
Coding region: 1-1341 (446 amino acids)
Source: RefSeq, a predicted model, not a curated record
AUGUAUCAUGCCAACACAUGCACACAAACAAACAGGCUUCGACAGUGGCAGAAAACAGAGGAAGGAAGGAAGCGAGGAAGGAAGGAAGGAAGGAAGCGAGCAUUUCAACAAAUGGCUCACGGGAGAGUCGUCCUCCUGAUGCUCCUGUUCGCGUUGCUCUUCGCCUCCUCCCUCUGUGGCUCUCCGACCAUUGCGCCUGAGAGAAAGGCCAUCGAGAUCAGCAUCGGCGUCGGCAAUGAGACCGAAUUCCUCAACGACAAGCAGUACAAAGCGUACAUUGUGAUCCAGCGGUUCAAGAAGAUCAUCACCUGCGACCCCGGCGGGGUGACCAACUCCUGGGUGGGCCCCCGGCCUUGCAACUACCAGGGGUUUCACUGCGGCGCCCCGGAGGACUCCCCCGACGAGCCGACCAUCGCUGCCGUCGACUUCAACGGCUACAACCUCAGCGCCCCCUCCGUGUCUGGCUUCUUGGACCAUCUCCCGGACCUCGCUUUCUUCCACUCCAACUCCAACAACUUCUCCGGCCCCAUCCCCGACCUCUCUGGGCUACGGUACCUCCGUGAGCUCGACGUCAGCAACAGCGCCCACACCGGCGCCUUCCCCGCGGCCGUCCUCUCUCUCCGCAACCUCAUCUUCCUCGACAUCCGCUUCAACCUCUUCGCCGGCGCUGUCCCGGCCUCCGUCUUCAACCUCGACCUCGACGUGCUGUUCCUCAACGACAACAAUCUCAACAAGCCACUGCCGGCCGCCAUCGGAAGCUCGCCCGUCGCGUACCUUACCCUGGCCAACAACGGCUUCACCGGCCCAAUUCCACGGUCGAUCUCCAAAGCUUCGAAAACCUUAAUUGAGGUGCUCCUCCUCAACAACAAUCUCUCCGGCUGCUUGCCUCAGGAAAUUGGAUUGCUGAGCGUCGCGACGGUCUUCGACGCUGGAUCCAACCGUAUCACGGGGCCGAUUCCCUGGUCCUUUGCCUGCCUCCUCAAGGUGGAGCAGCUCAACCUGGCGGAGAACCUGCUCUACGGCGAGGUGCCAGAUCUGGUGUGCCGGCUCGCCACGGACGGCAACUUGGCUAAUCUAUCUCUCUCGGGAAACUACUUCACCUGGCUAGGGCACUCCUGCUGGGGCUUGAUCGACGCCGGAGUGCUGGACGUGAGGCGGAAUUGCAUACUAGGUCUGCCGGAGCAGAGGUCGCCGACGGAGUGCGCGCGCUUCCUGUUGCGGGCGAAGUACUGCCCCUUCCGGUACGAGGUGCCGUGUAGUCUGACCACGUGCGCGGUGAAGGCGGCGGCGCCACCGCGGUACGUGACGUAUGAGGCGCUUCGUCCGCCGCCCCGCAAUUAGAUCUUAAUCACUCGGUCAAUAUGAUUAAUUAAUUAAUUAUGGAUUAGUACUUGACAAGAAUAUCCGUGGAAGAUGGAGGCUGUGAGAGCGUUGGUUUCUAUUUUUAUUUUUAAAAAAAUAUAUGUUUUUCUUUUUCUUAAAA